AUGAAAGGCUAUAUCCGCGGCACUGCAUUACUCACUGCAUAUCUCGUUAGGCCAUUUGAUAAAGAGGGAUGUCAGAUUACAUAUCUUAGCCAUUCAGAUCCUAAAGGAAAACUGCCCACAUGGUUGGUAAAUCGCUUGACGCGUGUGAUUGCUCCUAAAAUAGUCAAAAAAUUGCAUAAAGCAUGUAUUGCUUACCCCGAAUGGAAGAGACACAAUCAACCCAAUCUUAAACCUUGGAUUUACGCCGAACAACAGGUGGACUUUCCUCGCGUAGAUUUGGCAAAGUGCCAGCCUCAGGAGUAUGAACAGGAAGUAAUAGACGAAUCAAGUGCUCCUCCUUCGAAGGCUGUCGACGAUGAGGACGAUGAUUGA
Cylicostephanus goldi is the source of this 372-nucleotide messenger RNA. NCBI's taxonomy places the organism in Eukaryota, Metazoa, Nematoda, Chromadorea, Rhabditida, Strongylidae. The record is from the annotation of a GenBank genome assembly.